UCUGAAGAAUAGAAAGAGUUUAGAUGCCUUUCUUAACGCUGACAGAUCAAAAUGGAUUAUAAAUAUCAGCGACAAGCAAAUUCCGGUUGAAAUAAAGAACUUCUUGAGUCUAGGCGAAGGUUUCGGCCUGCCAAUCAGUCAAACUCAAAAAAGAGAUCGUGAGUGCUCGACUCUUGAAAUAAUUAAAAGUUUCGAAGUUAAUUGCUACAAAAUACCAGAUGAGAUGAUCGAGUCCACUAGAUCGUCGUUGGCAAGCUCAUUACACACUUUUUUGAACCGUAGCACACACAUGAAUUUCAUGGACAAAUAUUUUCUCAAAGAGUUUGACAGAUGCAGGAAGUUUUUACGUGACAACGAUGAUGUCUUCGUAACAAGAGCUGAUAAGGGACAAGUCACUGUCAUUAUGGACAGAGACGACUACAACAAACGUAUGACAGAAAUGCUUAACGACCAAUCAACUUACAAACAAGUUAAAAAAGAUCCGACUAAAUUAUUAACUUCUAAACUUAAUUCUCUCAUUAAAACAUGGCGUAACGAAGACAUCAUCGACAAUCAGGAUUAUUGGAGACUAAAUUGUACGAACGGAAAUCUUCCCAGAUGUUACGGGCUGCCAAAGAUUCAUAAAGCUGGUUUUCCACUACGCGUGAUAGUCUCAUCGAUUGGUAGCCCACUAUAUGGUUUAGCGUGCUUUAUACAUGACAUCCUCCAACAAUCUAUUAAAAAACCGUGUUCUCACAUAAAAGAUAGUUGGACUCUAGCGAAUAUUAUUAAGGGCAAAAAAAUCAACACCAAUGACAUCCUUAUCUCACUUGACGUCACAGCUCUCUUCACUAAUAUCCCGCGUGAACUCGUACUUGAGGGCAUGAAAAAGAGAUGGAAUGAGAUAAGAAAGAAAACCAGACUUAAUCUUGCUCAGUUUUUACACGCUGUUACAUUUGUAUUAGAAUCAACAAGCUUUCAAUUUAACAACACUUUCUAUGAACAAAUCUAUGGCAGCCCCAUGGGAUCACCACUCUCUCCGAUUUUAGCAGAUAUUGUUAUGGAGGACCUUGAGACCCAUU
Vollenhovia emeryi is the source of this 1061-nucleotide messenger RNA. RefSeq lists its product as uncharacterized. The transcript has a single exon. The annotation marks the transcript as partial. NCBI's taxonomy places the organism in Eukaryota, Metazoa, Arthropoda, Insecta, Hymenoptera, Formicidae. The record is from RefSeq and is a predicted model, not a curated record.